AUGUUAUCUGGAAUCAAAGCAGGGAAGCGAAAGCGCAAGGCCAACAAGGGAUCUGCUCCUGCAAGUGGUACUACAGCACAAGCAGCUCCUUCUUCGUCGUCGUCGACAACCGCAGAGAGCAAUCAAUCCGUGGCAGAUCAGUUGCGUCAAAGUCUCUUGGCCGGCAUCAGCCCACCUCCCACAGCUACGUCAUCAUUGUCUACUACAACGGAACUUCCUCAUGAACGACUUGCCAAGAGUGGUCGCAUUCAAGCAGCAUCCGCCAAGAAGAAAGACAAUGAUGGUGCUACUGCCAUUUUGUCCAUGCCACCAGCAGCUGCGAUGAUGAGUGUCGACGAAGAAAUGGCCCGCAAUGUGGUUCGUCUGGGUAAAAAGCGUCGUCAAAAAAUGAAUUCCACCGGCAUGGAUAGCGACGACGAAGAACAACGACUCGUCAGUUUGAUGAUUCCAGACGAAACCACAAAACUCACCAAAUCGGCCGCCAAACAAGAAAAAAUGGAUCACAAAGCGGCACAACGAGCGACAUCCCGACAAUUGGCACAGUUGGAUCGACAAGAUCAAAUGACGGCGCAUUGUUGGUGGUGGCUGGAAUCGUCGCGAUUUGCCAAACAUCGAUUGAUUGCCCUGGGAAAUCACGUGUCACUCGUCAUGGCGCCGUUGAACAAAUCCAUAAAAGAAGGCCGUCAUUUUUAUCUGGUCCCCAUUCAGCAUGCCGAAUCGCUGGCAGGGUGUGACGAAGAAGUAUGGGAGGAACUACAACGAUUCCAACAAGCGCUUCGACAAGUAUUUGACAAGGAGUACAACUGCGGCGUCAUUUUUAGUGAAACCGUCUUGACGUCCAACAAAUUCUCGCAAACGCGCAUGGAAGUCAUUCCCCUCAAACGCAAAAAAUGGCUCGAUGCCGAAUUGUUUUUACGACAAGCAUUGACCGAACAACUGGACGAUGUGCAUGGGACACACAACAAAUUGCUGUCGACCAAGGGAAAGGGACUGCGACGGACCGUACCCAAACAAAUGGCAUACUGUUACGUCGAAUGGGAUACCAACUCGAAUGGAUUGGCCAUCAUUUUGGAACAACAGCAAGGACAACAAUUUCCACCCGAUUUUGCCGCCGAUACCAUUGCCGGAAUGACGGGAGCGGAUCCAGUACGCUUUCAACGCAACAAGAAAUUCACACCCGAACAAGAACGAGACCUGGUCGUCGCCUUUUGUCAAAAAUGGAAACCCUACGAUUGGACGGAUCAGUUGGAGUAA
Molecule: messenger RNA, 1254 nt
Organism: Seminavis robusta
Lineage: Eukaryota; Bacillariophyta; Bacillariophyceae; Naviculales; Naviculaceae
Source: the annotation of a GenBank genome assembly